GUCUUCAAGCCUCACAGCAGGUGAUACUCGUCGCUUUUCGUCGCUUUCUCAAAUGCCGCAUCACAUGGUUCUCACCGCACGGUGAUUCUCGACCGUCGCUCCACAUGAGCAAAGUCGCGGCAAGCAGCGCAGAAUAGGAAGAUCCGAGGCACGUACAGUAGCAAUCAUCCAAACAGUCAAACCGGAGAUGCUGAGAGAAGCAGGUCCCAUUACAGCUCCACUAGGGGCGAGAAAUGACAAGAAAUCACCCAUCAAGAUUCCCGAAGCAACAGAUGCAACGAACAGCCUCAGCCUCAGCCUCAAGCACAUUUGCAGCACUAGUCGUCGACUUGGACGACGACAUGGUCGACAGUAAGGAACCCGACAACGAAAACCUCGAUGAACUUCUGCAAACAGAUGAGGAUCGCGACUUGCAAGGAACGAUGCCCCCGCAGCUCCCUCAAGAUAACAUUAUUUCGGCUCCAGACGCUCAAGAUCCAGUUCAAACCAUUGAAUCUGACCUGAGCUCCUCGGGAGAACACGAGGACGUUGAGAUCACCGCCACCACUACACUGCCGCCGAUUGCUCCUCAAAUUUCAGACAAGCCGGGCAUCAAAGCGGAGCCGCAAGAGCCCGAGCCGGGUCACAUCGACGACGGCAAUGACAACAAAGUUGGUGUGAUACAUGUGAUCGAGAAUUUCAAGCGCACGGCCGAUGCCCAAAAAUGGGCCAAGAACAUGGAUCCCGAUUGGAAAUUCCGCAAAGCUGGAACCAAGAAGAAAGACUUCGAAAAGGCGUUCAUGGCAGAGCUGGCAAAGCGGAAGGUCCUCUGGGUACAUCGGAGUGAAAUGCCCAAAAGGAAGGAUCUGGGAAAGACCGAUUGGAAAAAGUUGUCCAGUAUUCAUCUGGGCCCAGGAGAUAGCGUUCGCCAGGAUAGUGUCAUGGAGGACUAGCUAAGCUGCUUGGAACGGAUGGAUAGUUUGGAUUUGGUUUCGGACGGAGCUUAUUUAUCAGAUUGAAAGUGUGGCGAUUUUCGAAAAGUUUGUGCGUUUUACAUUUUCGUUCAACCGACAUGCAGAUCCUUUGAGUGUGAAUAAGCAGACAGGCGAUGAGAUAAUUAUCAAUGUAACAGAAAGUUGAGUCUGUUUACUCGGCCCGGCGAUGACAUGAGUGUUUGUCGACAAUAGAAAAUCUCUCGAAAAAUCUUCGGAAAAAUCUUCGUCUCAACCGGAUAUUGUUGAUGCAUCUGUUGCUCGACCCUCCUCGUUUCAAACCCUUCUUUCUUGUAACACAACACUCCCCUUCACUGCCGCAUCUCUAUCCUUGCAACGAGAUGUCCACACUUGCGACAACAUC
Messenger RNA from Dissoconium aciculare CBS 342.82, 1335 nucleotides. RefSeq lists its product as uncharacterized. The coding region runs from base 234 to 932 and encodes 232 amino acids. Lineage: Eukaryota; Fungi; Ascomycota; Dothideomycetes; Mycosphaerellales; Dissoconiaceae. The record is from RefSeq and is a predicted model, not a curated record. The transcript has a single exon.